Molecule: messenger RNA, 1172 nt
Organism: Solanum dulcamara
Lineage: Eukaryota; Viridiplantae; Streptophyta; Magnoliopsida; Solanales; Solanaceae
Product: putative axial regulator YABBY 2
Exons: 6
Coding region: 459-983 (174 amino acids)
Biological process (GO): cell fate commitment; multicellular organism development
Cellular component (GO): nucleus
Source: RefSeq, a predicted model, not a curated record
UCCCACUACUUCCUUCACUCACUUCUCAUCCUUCACACCCCCAUCCCCCCACACCCCACCCCACCCCACCCCUCUGCCCCUAUACCGACCAGACCAAACCAGUACAAUCCCAUCAAUCUCUUCACCUCUAAUAUGUGUUUGUUUUGUACUCUUUCUUUCAUUCAUCUCUCAAAACCUCAUACCUUAUUUAUCAUCUCCCCUUUACUAGCCUUUUCUUCCCCUUUUUCCUCAUCUUUUCUAGGUCUUUUCAACUCUCUAAUUAGCUACCUAGUAGUAUUUCAUAACAUGACGAACAUUACACAUAUUUCUUGAUUUAGACUCAUCCUUUUUCUCUUUUUUACCAUCUAAUUUUAUUUAAUAUUCUUCUUUUUUUUAGUUCAGAACUCGUCUUUGAUCUGCAUCUUCUUCGAUCCGUGAUUCCCGGCCUAAAAAGAAAAAAGAAAAAAACUUUUAAAAAAAUGUCACUUGACAUGACAUAUUCAUCUUCCUCGGAACGUGUUUGCUAUGUUCGCUGCAACUUUUGCAACACAAUUCUUGCGGUUAACGUUCCAUGCAAUAGUAUGAUGACAGUAGUGACAGUAAGGUGCGGACACUGCUCAAAUUUGCUUUCUGUUAAUAUUGGACCUUCCCUUCAGUCUCCUCCCCUUCAGAAUAUACAGCAGAGACAAAAUGAUUCAAGUUUUGAAGAUGGGAUAAGUAGAGGCUAUGGGUCAUCAUCCUCUUCUACAGAUUCAUAUCACAGAUUUUCUCCCAUGCCUACUGAUCAUGAUCAACCUAGAUCCCCUCCUAUUCGCCCACCGGAGAAAAGACAACGUGUUCCUUCUGCCUACAAUAGAUUUAUCAAGGAGGAGAUCCAAAGGAUAAAGGCAAGCAAUCCUGAUAUUACUCACAGAGAAGCUUUUAGCACUGCUGCCAAAAAUUGGGCACAUUUCCCUCAUAUCCACUUUGGACUCAAGCUGGAUGGCAAUAAACACAUUAAAUAAAAAAAUAUGAUCUACCUGUAUUAUGAUCAUAAAUACAUUAUAUAUUAUAUUGGUGAGAUAUAUAAAUCUCUCCAUACUAAUAAACUGUUUUAGCUCUUGCCUUGGAUUCCUUGUUUUUUUUAUUCGUAUUAUAAAUUGUAAGGAACUAUUAACUGUGUUUACUCCAAUAACAUACGCUUAUUACUAUUA